UUGCCGUGACGAGGAGUACACAGACGUUACGCACUCGGACUGAAGUUUUGAGUGUAGCUUAAGAUUGAUCAUGCUCAACGCGGAAGAAAGAGGAGAAGCAAAAUAAAAAACGCUGGAUGUGAUCAAUGAUUAUGAUUUACUGACUGGGAGUGCGCUCCUCCGGGCUGUGGCGGAUAUAUGGUUGACUCAGUCACCCAUAACUUUUGUGUUAUAAUUUGCUUCGGAGGAACUAACGUUAAUUCAGAGCCAUUGUGAUGGAGAUGUCUUUGACAUGGAUGCUGUUGUGUCUGCUCCUGCGGGCGUCGACUGCACAGAGCCCUGCACCUGAAGGAGUGCUGAACUGCUGCGAGGGUGACGUCCUCUUCAUAUUGGAUUCUUCAGGGAGUGUGUCUUCCUAUGAGCACUCCCGCAUGCUCGCCUUUCUUUCUGAGCUCCUGCUCCCCUUCUCACUGGGAGAGGACCAGGUGAGGGUAGGACUCCUGCAGGUGGGCACGCGACCCCGCCUCGAGUUUGGCUUUGACACCCACAGCACCCAAAGUGGCCUCCAGGGGGCAUUGAGGAACAUCAAACCUCUAAGGGGGGACACCAACACAGUGGAGGCACUGAGAAUGGCAAAGGAGUGGGUGCUGAGACCCGGAGCAGCGGGAGGGGCCAGGGUGGGGCUCCCAAGAGUGCUGGUGUGGUUGACGGAUGGGGUAAAACCAGGCGAUGUAAUUGGACCAAUGGCCAGGCUGCAGGAGGAGGGCGUGGCUGUGCUGGUGGUCUCCACAGGGCAUGGCAACUAUCAGGUGUUGAGGCAAGUGGUGACCCCGCCUGUAGAAACCAACCUGUACUUUGUGGACAUCGAUGAUAUGAGCAUCAUCACAGAGGACGUGCGGGAUGCCAUCAUUGAGAUUAUCCGGGCUGAGCGAAUCCAGGUCCGUGACGUCUCCUCCAACUCUGCCACGCUCCUGUGGCGGCCUGUUCUGUCUGGUUUGAUGGGCAGCUAUGAGAUCCGUUUUCGUCCACUUCUGACGGGAGGAGUAGGGGUUUGGAGACCUGGGACCAGUCCCAGCACCGGUGGUGGUGAAUACCAGAAACAAACCCAAUCUGCAGAUUCCAGCACUGCCAAGCUAACAGGCCUGAAGCCUGACACCACCUAUUCCGCCAUACUGAUCCCGAAGUCCGAAGGACAAACAUUUAACCAACUCUCUGUCAACUUCACAACAAAGCCAGAAGUUCUGAGCCCAGCUGUGGUAACAGUCUCUGAGUUGGGGCAAACCAGUGUUCGGUUGAGUUGGGGUCCUCUUCAGCCAGAGAUGGUCACAAGUUAUUACAUCGAGUACUCUGGCUUGCCAAGGGGCAAGCUCCACGCUGUCACAGUGGAUCGAAGGGAAAACUCCACGCUCCUCAGAGACCUCCAACCAGAUACCACUUACUUGGUCACUGUUAGUGCUCUGCAUGCUUCGGGCAAGGAGAGGGCCAUGUCUGUCAAAGUGUGUACUCAGGAAGUGACUCCUGCCCUGGCAGACCUCCAGCUAACCACAGUGGGUAGUGACUCAGUGCAGGUCGAUUGGAAGGGCAGUGUACCCGGUCUGAGGGGUUACUGGCUCACCUGGGAGGGACAGCAAAACUCUGUACCUGGCCAGCGCUCCUCCCUCUAUUUGCCGCCCGACUCUCUGUCAACGCGCCUCACACACCUCCCCCCAUUGGCUAGAGUGUGUGUGUCACCCAUUUACCGGACGGCCCGGGGAGAGGGACUGUGUUGCACGGCACAGUUUCAUUCACAUGGAUUAGCAUAUGGCUACCAGUCAUAGCACGCCUGAAUUGCAAAUGUACCUUACCAAACAUGGAGGGACAGAGGGACCAUGGCAAGAAGAAUGUUGACUUUCAUCCAUAAUUCCUUUCCGUGCCUCUCCCCUCUUUGAGCAUCAUCCAGGAAAUAUGUGUGGUUUGGCUACUGAACACUCAUGUGGAAGCCAUAGACACUUAAGAGUGGUCUGGGACAAUAUGGCCACACGUUGACUGCAAACAAUCUGUAACACUUUCCAUUUCUAUUUCUUAUUUGGUUUACACCUGUAGUAAAUGCAUAAUGCUUUCAAUUUAAAGAUGCAAACUUAAGAUACAGAUAUUUCUUUGGGCUGUUUUGCAGAUACACAACAAAGCAUGCUGGGAAUGUUGGAUGUUUUAUGUUGCUUGUUUCGGAGAAAGGCUUUGCACCAUAUGUGGGCCUCAUGCCCAACAUUUUUUUGAGAUCUAGCUAACAUCUGAUUUACAUUUCUAAUGAAUACUUAUAACUUGUACUUAAAUUACUUCUCUUUCAACACAUGCUAUGUGUAUGUGCACACUGGACGGCAACAAGGGGAUGUUAACAUAGUGUCCCUAAUAACAGAUCUUCAAGAUUACUUUGAACUUUUCAGAAAUUACAAACAGACCAGCCACAUGCCCUGAAGCUAUGGAGACACUGCAUAUGAUACAAAUGUGUGUAACUGAGAGUAGUCUUGUAUUGGUCUCUGGACAUACAGUAGAUCCAUCAUUGAUAUUUAUUAAUUAAGAGUUAUGUAAGAAUGAGAAUUCAUAGCAUUCAGUAUUUACAGACAAGCUGUUUACACUGUAAGACUGUUUUAAGCCAGUCUUUGCUGCCCCCUACUGAAAUCAUUCUUACCUACAUAGAGCUGUUUACUGUUAUCCUCUCAGAGAAUAUGUAUUAUGAUAUAUUUGUUGAUCACGAUUGGAAUUUAACAUGAGCUUGCAAUAAAGUCCUUAUAUAAUUUUGUUUAUACUAA
Micropterus dolomieu (smallmouth bass) is the source of this 2765-nucleotide messenger RNA. RefSeq names its product von Willebrand factor A domain containing 1 (gene vwa1). NCBI's taxonomy places the organism in Eukaryota, Metazoa, Chordata, Actinopteri, Centrarchiformes, Centrarchidae. The record is from RefSeq and is a predicted model, not a curated record. Gene Ontology annotation, molecular function: protein binding. The transcript has 6 exons. The coding region runs from base 255 to 1796 and encodes 513 amino acids.